AGUGCAGGACAGUGUGUGCUUGUUAAAGGUUACAAGUUGUGACUAUGGGACAAAAAUGUUUGCAAAACACACUGAUAUAAGGUAGACAUUUAUUUACAGUAAAUACAGGUAUCAAUAACGUGCUUAUUGGGAACAUGUAUGUCUGUACAAGGGAAGAAGAUACAGGGUGUUUAAGGAUACCAUUAUGUUUUUACUGAGUGACAAAGCAGGAGCAACAGGGUAACAGUGUUGGUAUAGAAAAGUAUUAUAUGUCUAUUAACCACUAUAAUCUCGUAAUUGUUUUGUAUCACAUUUACUGUGAGGCCUGUGCACAGUUUCUAAGAAUUAAAGUGCGUCACAGCCCUGUCUGUUUUGGAGGGAGGUGCGUGUGAGAAUCUGAUGUGCUGUGACGUAAGAAGCAGUGAACAUCCACUCACUGAGACCCUUAAGUUAUCACCCCCCUCCCUAAUUUUAGACCUGUGCUUCCAGUCCGGCCGUCAGCAGUGACAACACAUGACCUUAAGCCUGUGUGGUCUUACUGGACAUUGGUCAAGUUGCCCCCUCCCCCCCAGCUCACCUCAGCCAAUGAGAUUAAAGCCCUGCUCAACAGAAUGAUUGAAUCAAGUGUCAAAACUUAGUAGAAAUAGUGCCUCUGAUACUUUGGCAAGUGGUGUACUAUAUUUCAAAGGACAGAAAAUUGGUUGAAGAGGAAUUCUAAAGAAAGAAGAACUAGAAGUUGUGCUUCAGAUUCCUGUUGUAUAUGUUACUACAACCUAAUUCAAUGCAGGCUCAAGAGUGACACUUGAUCGACUGCCACUCACUACAUCAGGUCCAGCAUGGGUCGCUACCUCAGCACCAACAUGUGUUCAGGUUCUGUGAACAGGACUUUGAGAUCGUACUGCAAAAUCAGGUACCUAAUGAGCCUUAUCAGAAAGCACCCUCUUUUGGUCAAAGUACCUCUCCGCUUGGACCUCCACAGAUAUUCGCUGCUGUCACCUCCUCAUUUUUCCAAACUUACAAGAAAAGCCACUUUACUAAAAUUUAACCACAGUGAUACAGGCUCUACCUCUUACUGCCUCCUCAGAGAUUUUAACAAACAAGUGAAGCAUCUCCAGGUUGUGCGUUUUUACUCAUCCUCUAAUAGGGAUGUAUUCAAAGCUGAAGCUCCCAUUGGGAUCUUAGAGGAAGCACAGAAAAGUUUUCACUGGAGUUCACUGGGAGGACGUCUUGGUCAAUCAUUUCAUCAACUGUCCAGACACAUUAACAUUUAUUUCAAGAGAAAGGAUGUUGUACCUCUAGCUGUGAAUGCCAAUCUUCUUGUCGCAACUCCAGAACAUCUUGGCAGGUCACAGAGGCGUAGUCAAAGUCAGCGAACAGCCAGAGAGCAAAAUGUAUCUGAGGGCAAAGACACAACACAGGUCUAUAACAGCAAUGAGAAACAGGAGAGCUCAGGAACAAGUCCUUCAAUCCAGGAAAUGUCUGGACUCCAAUUAUUUCACAUCAGUUCUUUGGCAACAAGGUUUGGUGAGAGCUACAGUUAUGUAGCUAAUCACAUUAACUCAGUCUUUUCCCGGGGCUUUGCAAAAGCUGAAAUACAGGAGAAUGUACAAACCAUGUGUUCCACCAGAGGGACACACAGAAGGCUGAAGAGGAGAAAAGUGCAACACACUUAUAGUACAACCCUUAAAGACACUGAAAUGUCCCCAGUAAAAUCGAGUGCUGAACAGGGAACGGUGGAGUCUAACAACCUCUCCAGCAGCCAGGAGGAGGGCUACCUUCAUUUUGCAAGACACAUCAAUAAAUACUUUGGUACCAAGGUUACUGAUGGAGUUCAGAAUAGGAGAGAGCAACUUCCUGAGGAAAAGAGCAGUACUUCCAAAAACUAUUUUUCAUCGCAAUCUACCUCUCAAACUCAAGGUGCUACAUCACAGCUGAAGCAAAGAGAACCAAUCAGCCCUGAAAUUGGAGGCCUUUUCCACCGCAGCCGUGCUACUACUAACUUUGGGGAGAACUAUUUCCAAAUGGCCAAUCACAUCAACCAGUAUUUCAAGGGUCAGAGUGGACUGAAUGAGGAUGCAGAUAGAAAUCUAAUACAGACGGACCCUGGAUCUGUUACCUCUGAGAGAAUGAAGACUGUAACCUUUAUGGACUACCUUCGCCACCCCACAAGUGCCAUCCCUGACUUGCUGGGUGCUUAUCUAAAACUGGGCCCCUUGACUCAGACUAGUAAGCCCAAACUGGCCAUGACUUCACCACAGGCAAUUCUGAAUAAAAAGCUUGUCUUGAGCAGGAGGCAAGCAGAGGAAGUCACACGUGGGUUGAUUGGCAGUCUGGGACUGGCCCCGUCUCCAGGAGCUCUGAUUGCCUGUGUGGAGGCACUCAAUGAACAUCUUAUCCGUUACCCCUCAUGCAAAGCUUUAAUGUGGCAGGAGAAAACUGCAGUCAUGUUGUUGCGAAAGCGGCGAACCUACAAAGACAACCAGGAGCUUCAGAGCACCUUAAGAGAAACCUUAGCUCUAAUCGGCUAUGUGAAUCCAGUCAAAGGUUGCGGCAUUAGAGUCCUCUCAAUUGAUGGGGGUGGCACGAGAGGUGUGGUGCCUCUGCAGAUGUUAAAGCUACUGGAGGAUGAGACAGGCAGAAAGAUCCACCAGCUGUUUGACUACAUCUGUGGAGUGAGCACAGGCGCUGUUUUAGCCUUCAUGCUGGGUCUGGCCCAUUUUUCACUAGAGGAGUGUGCUGACAUGUAUCGUCGAUUUGGCUCUGAAGUGUUUCGUCAGAACCCGCUGGUCGGCACUGUGAAGAUGGGCUGGAGUCACUCCUACUAUAACACUGAGACCUGGGAGGAAAUAUUACGAGAAAAGCUGGGAAAUACAGUUCUUAUUAAAACAGCCAGAGAUGAGUUGAGUCCCAAGGUUUCAGCGGUGAGUGCAGUGGUGAACUGGGGUACGAGUCCUAAGGCCUUCGUCUUCCGCAACUACAACCACAAACCAGGCUCCCUCAGCCGCUACGCAGGAGGCUCAGGCUACCAGAUGUGGCAGGCAGUGAGAGCAUCAUCAGCUGCCCCAGGAUACUUCCAAGAGUUCCCAUUACAAAGUGAUAUUCACCAGGAUGGGGGAAUUAUCAUGAACAACCCCUGUGCCUUGGCUGUCCACGAGAGCCGUCUGUUGUGGCCCAACCAGCCCUUCCAGUGUGUGUUGUCCCUUGGCACCGGUCGUUAUGACAACGCCAAGAGGGGUCCUGCCACCUCCACUAGCCUGAGGGCCAAAAUCAGCAACCUGAUCAGCAGUGCCACUGACACUGAAGGGGUCCACACCCUUCUGGACGACCUCCUGGCCCCAGACGUCUACUACCGUUUCAACCCCAUGCUUAGCUCCCUGGUGUCCCUGGACGAGAGCCGGCCGGUGGCCCUGGACCAGCUACAGAGAGACACCCAGACCUACCUGGAGAGAAACAGGCCCAAACUGGCCAGGCUCUGUUUGGUGCUUGGGGCAGAGCGCUCAGCUGUGAGCAGAACUAAAGACUGGAUGAGUGAGAGGGCCUGGGAGAUGAAACAGAGAUGGGUGUGAGUAGGUAUAAGGCAAGUCUGCAAAUAGAUACAUAUCCUAUGCACAGAUGCACACGUGUACAGGCUGUGGACAAAAUAACAGAAACACUGUAAUGUACAACAACCCUUAUGUGAGCUCAACAUUAGCAUGUUAGAUGUCACUAACAGCAUGUAUAGCCUCACAACCACUAGCAUGACUGUAGACUUUUAUUCCAUUUUUCUUUCCUUUUAUUCUUAAAUAGUAUACUGAUCAGCUCAAUUAGCUUUAGAGGACUUUCAAUUUAAAUAUAACUUCAAGACGUACAAAGAAGCCAAACAAACUGAGCUUCACCAAAUUGGCAAUUCUGUUAUUUUUUCCACUUCCUGCUGUCCAUGCACUGUAUAUAAGAUAAAUGUGAUGUUGUUGACAGGUUUCACAUACAUAUAGUAUUUCAUUUAAUUUCUUAACAUAGACACACAGAGCAAAUACGCACAUUCAUGAAAUUAGCACUCUCAUGCACUUUGUUUAAAAAGGUUUGCGCAAGUUGCAUAUGUGACAUAAUUCACUCAAUGUAAUUAUUAUUACUGUAUUUGAGAAUGCACUCCUCAGUGGUUUUGAGUGUAAUAUAAGCUAUAACUCAUGCCACAGUAUGUUUUAAUAUAAUACUGGAUGAUUUGGGUAUUUAUGAGCAUAUGUUUAAAAUAAAUUAAUAUUUAUGAAGA
Lates calcarifer (barramundi perch) is the source of this 4225-nucleotide messenger RNA. RefSeq names its product calcium-independent phospholipase A2-gamma. Gene Ontology annotation, biological process: arachidonate metabolic process. NCBI's taxonomy places the organism in Eukaryota, Metazoa, Chordata, Actinopteri, Centropomidae. Gene Ontology annotation, cellular component: membrane. Bases 816 to 3545 code for a protein of 909 amino acids. The record is from RefSeq and is a predicted model, not a curated record. The transcript has 9 exons.